Molecule: messenger RNA, 573 nt
Organism: Vespa mandarinia (Asian giant hornet)
Lineage: Eukaryota; Metazoa; Arthropoda; Insecta; Hymenoptera; Vespidae
Source: RefSeq, a predicted model, not a curated record
AUAUAUAUAUAAUAAUCUGCAAGCCCAUAGAAAUGGAACAGUUCUGGAACAAUUUCAAGUUGAAGGUAUAACGGUAGUUGUAAAAUCACGAAACAUCGAAUAGAAGAAUAAUUGUCGACUUUAACGCAAUUAUGAAGGCACGGAUUAUCAUCGCUUUUUCUCUUGCCGUUAUUCUUGUAUCCUGCCAAAGGCAAGAUGGUGAUAUGAAUCGUUUAAGGGAUAAAUCUUUCGUAAAGAAACAGCUCGAUUGUAUUUUAGAAAGAAGACCGUGUGACAAAAUGGGACAAAAUAUGAAAGAUUUGAUUCCAAUAAUAGCGUAUAAUAAUUGCCAGCGAUGCAAUCCACAUUUAAAACAACGCUACGCAAUAUUGCGAAACUUCAUGCUACAACAUUAUCCUAACGAAUGGAAUGCUAUAAUUCGACGUUAUUCAAGAGGUCCGCCUAUUCAAGGUUAAAUCAGUAUAAUCCAAUCAUUUUGUUUUAACACGAUUGUCCUUAAGCUGCUGUACAAUAAUAAUUUUUAAAAUGACUGACGAUUUAAGAAAAAAUAAAACUGGCAUUAUCCCUAGUAAA